AUGGCAUUGAAGGCAAAAAUAUAUAUUUUUGCUUUAGUUGCUAGUAUUUUGGUAGUUCUAAGCGAGACCAAGAAACCAGGCAAAGUGAUGUAUUUCACCUCUACCAAGGUCGAGUUCAAUCGAAUUUAUAUAUCCGAACAUAGUUUGGAUAUUGUUGGCAAUACCACUUUGGACAUUAUUUUGAAUUUGGCUCAAAACUAUAAGUAUGAUCCUUGGUCGAAAACUGUCAUAGCCAUGAAAAAUCGGAAAACAAACGAAUAUCGUACCCUACUCGAUUAUGAUGUUAAUAUAUGCUCGCUUUUAGGUAAGGGUAGUGCUACCUACAUAUCCAUGUGGAUACAAAACUUUCUAAAAUAUGGCAAUUUGCCUAAAACUUGUCCCAUCAUGAAGGGCAAUUAUUCCUGGCAUGAUCUGAAGGUGGAUAAAAUGAGUUUACCCGGCUUCCUGCCUCCUUCAGAAUAUCGAGGAAAUAUAGAAACCUAUUUCCGUAAAGGCAAAAAAAGGGAAUCUGUUGCUAAUAUAACUCUGUUAAUGGAAUUAAAAUAA
Messenger RNA from Stomoxys calcitrans (stable fly), 546 nucleotides. RefSeq lists its product as uncharacterized. Bases 1 to 546 code for a protein of 181 amino acids. The record is from RefSeq and is a predicted model, not a curated record. The transcript is spliced from 3 exons. NCBI's taxonomy places the organism in Eukaryota, Metazoa, Arthropoda, Insecta, Diptera, Muscidae.